AUGGUCGUCCUCUCAGCCGCUAUCUGCACUCGCAGCGGAAAGCCCCUGCUCGCGCGCAACUUCCGCCCCUUGCCGCGGUCCCGGAUAGAUGGCCUCCUCGCUGCCUUCCCAAAGCUCAUCCCGGCCAACUCGCAGCAUACCACCGUGGAGACCGCGGAUGUCCGCUUUGUAUAUCAGCCAUUCGAGGAGCUGUAUGUCCUGCUCAUCACCAACAAGGGCAGUAACAUCUUGCAGGACAUUGCUACCCUCAACUUGAUUGUCCGGAUCAUUUCAUCUCUUACACCCGCCAUGUCCGAGCCGGCAAUCCUACACCACUCCUUCGACCUCUUAUGCGCAUUCGACGAGGUCGUCUCGCUCGGAUACAAGGAGAACGUCUCGCUCGCGCAGGUCCGGAACGUCCUCGAGGGAGAGUCGCACGAGGAGAAGAUCCAGGAGAUCAUUGCGCGCAACAAGGAGGCGGAAGCAAAGGAGGAGUUGAAGCGGCGGGCAAAGCAGCUCGAGAUGCAGCGGAGGGAGCAGCAGCGCGUCAACCAGGCGACAAGGGGGUAUGGGGGCGGUAUGGGCAACGGAGGUGGCAGCGGAGGAAUGGCGGGUGGAUACACGCCGGCACCGAGGUUCGAGGCGAGCGUGCCAGAGUACAGGACACCAAGUCCCGCGGCGCAGCCGUCAGUCCAGAAGCCGGCGUUCAAGGGUACAGGGAUGAAGUUGGGCAAGAAGAAGGGGAGCGAGUUGACUUCGGUCCUGGGUGGAGAGGUCGAGAGGGAGGAGGAACCACAACCGGUGCCGUAUCAGCGGGUGCCGGAGCCAGAACCCGCCGCGGUGGAAGUGUCUGCGGAUAUCAUCGAGAAGGUCGAGCAGAAGAGUGUCCACGUUACCAUCAAAGAAACACUAUCCGUCACACUCCUCCGGGACGGCGGGUGCCAAAACCUCGAGCUCAAGGGCGACCUGGAUCUGCGCGUCUCGGACGCUGCAGUGUCCAAAAUCCGCCUCACACUCGCCUCUAAUGACUACGCCGACCUCCAAUUCAAGCAACACCCCAACGUAGCCAAGUUUACCCCCUCCGGCGAUAAGGUCAUUGCGCUCAAAGACCCCUCGCGCGCCUUCCCGGUCGGUCAGGGGCUGGGUGUGCUCAGAUGGCGCGUGGCAGGCAAGGAUGAGAGCAGGGUACCGCUGAACGUCACCGUCUGGCCGCAGCCGAGAGGAGAUGGGAGUAGCGACGUGGCGGUAGAGUAUGAGCUGGAGGCGGGGCAUUUGGACUUGCAGAAUGUCGUCAUUUCUAUUCCUAUCCCAGCCGACGCCCUCCCAUCCGUCUCCACCCCAGACGCAGAUUGGUCGGCCGACCGCGCCGCCUUCCUCUGGACGAUCCCCUCCAUCUCGUCCGAAAACCCCUCGGGCUCCCUCGAGUUCAAGUGCGAGGGUGACGCAGACGCCUUCUUCCCUGUCAAUGUCGGCUUUGUCGCCGCGGGCUCGCUGGUCGGUGUGGAUGUGGCGCGGGCGAAUUUGAUUGAGGGCGGGGCGGAGGCCGAGUUCUCGAUGGAUAGGGUGUUGACGGUGGACAAGUAUGAGAUCAUUUAG
Molecule: messenger RNA, 1575 nt
Organism: Dioszegia hungarica
Lineage: Eukaryota; Fungi; Basidiomycota; Tremellomycetes; Tremellales; Bulleribasidiaceae
Exons: 6
Coding region: 1-1575 (524 amino acids)
Biological process (GO): endoplasmic reticulum to Golgi vesicle-mediated transport; Golgi localization; retrograde vesicle-mediated transport, Golgi to endoplasmic reticulum
Cellular component (GO): COPI vesicle coat; cytosol
Source: RefSeq, a predicted model, not a curated record